This is a messenger RNA of Ostrinia nubilalis (European corn borer), 2310 nucleotides long. Its product is annotated as protein 4.1 homolog. NCBI's taxonomy places the organism in Eukaryota, Metazoa, Arthropoda, Insecta, Lepidoptera, Crambidae. The transcript has 8 exons. The record is from RefSeq and is a predicted model, not a curated record. Gene Ontology annotation, cellular component: plasma membrane; cytoskeleton. The coding region runs from base 345 to 1379 and encodes 344 amino acids. Gene Ontology annotation, molecular function: cytoskeletal protein binding.
CACGGGCAGUCGACCAACGAAACUAGUUUGUGUUGUCAGGCGCCGGCUUUCGGGCACGCUUGCGUUAAAUCGAACCGUGAACUUUCGAUGUCGUGAAUAAAAACUGUUUUAAACUCUGAUAAAAAGCUUUUUGGUGAAUUAACAGUGUCUCUUUCUUUGCAGAAAAAAAAAAGAAAGUGGUGUUUACUUUUUAAGUUUCGAAUUUCGAACACUGAAUUCGAAGAAUUGAAACUCGAUUCUCGAUUUUUUUUUUAUUGUGAACUUUUUGCAAGCGAACUUUAUGGUUUGCGGGAAAAGGUAUUUUACAGUGUCGUCAGAGUUAUAGCAGUCGUUUAAGGAGCGAGAUGCGCGAGAGUCUGCGUCGGCUCGCGUCGGACGAGCUCGUGGCGCGCAGCAUCAUGGGCGGCAAGCGGCGCGUGCGCGUCGAGCUGUUGGAUGGAGAGCACAUCAACGUUGACAUCGACCGUAAGGCCCGCGGCUCCGAACUCCUGGACCGCGUUUGCGAGGACCUGGACGUGCGGGAGCGAGACUACUUCGGGCUGCUGCAUCAGCAGCGCGCCGACCCUCGCGUGUGGGUCGACCUCAACCGCCGCCUGUCCAAGACCUUCAGAAAUGAACCAUGGGACGUGAUUCUGGCAGUGAAGUUCUACCCUCCUGAGCCCUCAGAAUUAAGAGAUGACGUCACUAGGUAUCAAAUCAGCUUGGCUGUCAGAAGAGAUCUCCUGGAAGGCCGCCUCACCUGUUCCACCAUCACAUACGCGCUGCUAGCCUCCUACGUCCUGCAAGCCGAACUGGGUGACUCCUCCGGCGACAUUGCACCAUCCGCGCUGACAGAGCUGCGAGCCGCACCGCUACAUGCCCUCACUCCUGACCUGGAGGAAAGAGUGCGGGAACUAUACUCCAAGCACAAAGGCCAAACCCCAGCGGAAGCGGAGCUGAACUACCUGGAGAACGCCAAGAAGCUGUCUCUGUACGGCGCCGAGCUGCACUGCGCACGCGACCUGGACGCCGUCGACAUCGUGCUGGCCGUCUGCGCUAGCGGCGUCUCCGUCUACCGCGACGGGGUCCUAAUGAACCGCUUUCCCUGGGCCAAGAUCACGAAGAUCUGCUACAACAAACGCAACUUCACGCUCAAGCUGCGUCCCAGCGAGUUCGACGACUUCGAGACUGCGCUGUCUUUCAAACUACCCUCCACGAGGGCUUGCAAGAAGCUAUGGAGGUGCAGUGUGGAACACCACAUCUUCUUCAGACGCGAAUCCCCAGUAAAAGUGGAGCGCAUCGCAGGCUUCCCACGCCUGGGCUCGCGCCGCGUGUCGUGUCGCCGCACGCUGCGCCAGAUGCGCGCCGAGCCGCCGCCGCCGAGGGCCGUCAUCGCCUGACAGUUGACACUGACAGCUCACUGACACUGACAGUCACAGCUCGCGCGCGCUGAGGAAUGGCCGAUUGCAUUUUGGCCAUUAGAAACUGUAGAAAACAAAAAUAAUGUGUUGUUGGAACUGUGUAAUCGAAUUGCAAAAGUAUUAUUUUUGUACUCUUGUAUUUUUCUCUGUAGUUAAGUUAUACUUUACAACUAGCGCACUUUUCUAUUCUUAUAAAAAGUUUUUGUAUUCUAUAUUUUUGCGAUAGUGUCUGGUCCAGACGGGUGUAAUGUGUAAUGUAAUCCACCGUGUAAUGUAACACGAAUUCUACGUGUGGACGGCUGCCCAUUCUAUUUCCACUACAUUACACGAUACAUUACUUACAUAACACGUUACACCCAGCUUAAACUAAGCAAUGUAUUGUUUUUCAAUUCUGCAUCUAAGGAUUUAAGUUAAAAAGUGUUAUUUUAACCGACUUCAACAAAAGGAGGAGGUUUUUAUAAGAUUAGUAAAAUUACGACACGACAACUUUGGCGCUAAAAAGACUGUUGUAUUUCAUAGUAAACGACCGCGAAGUGCCAUUAUAAUGUUAAAAAUAUAAUAUUAAGUUAUUGGCAUAAGUAACUCAAAUCGAUUGCCCCAAGUGGGACUAGAACCACAGAAAUGUAUGUAUACAGCCCGAUUGAGCUAACUGCGCACCUCGCUGCAAUCCCUUGCACACCUCUCCUACUACGAAAAAAGCAAUCCAAAGUUCGUAUAUUUCCAUCCCUCUCACACAAAGCGAGGUGCCAACAUGAGUAACAGUGACAAAUAUCCGAAACUACGUAAACAGCGUUUCGGAGUAGCCCCGAAAGUAGCGUCGAUGUCACGUCACGGCUGCCAGAUGCGCAGUUAACUGGAUCGGCUCGUAGAACCUCUUAUGACCUUGCUUGCAGGUAGCAAAUGAAAGGUU